CCGGGAGGGAAGCCGUGGUCCAAAAAGGUGGUCCAGAGACGUCGAGACUUUCUUUGUUGCUCAAACUUGACCUCACUCCCUCCAUCGAACUUGCAAAAAUGCUGCGUGCGCGCCUCCAACCAACCGCCAGAGCAGUACUCCAAACUUCCCGUCUCCAACGAGCAGCUCGACCGAUCCCGACGGCGGUGUUCCAGACACGCCUGUCCUCAGCUCACGCAGAAGAAACCUUUGAGCAGUUCACGGAUAGAUAUACAAGCUUUUUCGGAGGUGUUCAAGACAUUUUCGAGCUCCAACGAGGCCUCAACAACUGUUUCGCUUACGACCUCGUUCCCUCACCUGAAAUCAUCAAGGCAGCCCUAAAGGCAGCAAGGAGGGUCAACGACUACUCGACAGCGGUCAGAAUAUUCGAAGGCUUGGCAGAGAAAGUCGAAAACCGGUCCCAAUACGAGCAAUACCUGGCAGAACUUAAAGAUGUCAAAGAGGAAUUGGGUGGCACCAUCGAGAACGUUGCCCCAAUAGCCAAAGACUGGACCUUUCAUUCAGGUUCACGAACCAUGAGUCUAUCAAAUAUUCUAGACGGUAACUCCUCGCUACUAGGAGAUAAAUCUUUUCGAGCUAUUCAUGCUUCUCAGCUGGCAGCCGCCACUGGUUGGCCAAAGGAGUUGUGGAGCCUAACAAAGUACAGUAGUGCCGCGAUUAGCGAUGACAGUCUCUUAGCAAGACAAAACAAAGCCUGA
This is a messenger RNA of Acaulospora colombiana, 737 nucleotides long. Lineage: Eukaryota; Fungi; Glomeromycota; Glomeromycetes; Diversisporales; Acaulosporaceae. The record is from the annotation of a GenBank genome assembly.